Messenger RNA from Gopherus flavomarginatus (Mexican gopher tortoise), 977 nucleotides. RefSeq lists its product as uncharacterized. Lineage: Eukaryota; Metazoa; Chordata; Testudines; Testudinidae. The transcript has 7 exons. The record is from RefSeq and is a predicted model, not a curated record. Bases 156 to 809 code for a protein of 217 amino acids.
AGGACGAUGUGCCCCCCGAACAAGACACCAUCAGGGUCAUCCAAGAGCACCUCCAGGGCAGAGCUGAGUUGGUGGAGGACAGGGCCCAACAGCACCGCUUCCUCCAUGCUGUCCCACUUCUGUGCUUCUUGGCACAGCAGCAGGGGCUGGACAAUAUGGAGCCCCACUUCUCCAAAGCGGCCCUCGUGGAGAGCAUUGCGGAGCUGACUGAAAAUCUGCCCAUGGUGCCAGAGCCAACCUCCAUCAUCUCCAGCUCCAUGGCCGCAGUUUGCAGCCUCAGCAAACUGAAGCCGUUGCUUGCCCUGGAGCUGGAAUCACGCCUCCUGUGGGCUCUUCUUUACAUCAUCUUCACCAUGGGCACUGGGCAGGAUACCACCCACUUCCAGCACGUCCAGUUCUGGCUCCACUCCAAAAACGCCCAGCAGAGAGCUAGAGCCAUAUGGAGCAGCGCUGCCCCGCUCCAAUUCGCCACCUCCCUCCCCGGAUUUGAUCUGCAGAUGGAGGACACCGGCAACAGAUGGUCCAUCUCAGGAUCUCUCGGACAUCGGAGGAUCUGGCUCUCUAUUGCCAAAGCAGGAGAUCAACAGAUCUGGGCUGAUAGCACAGUCUUCACUGGAUCCUUUGGUGGAUUACAGGAGUCAGGCUUUGUUCCUUUUUCCAAAGACUCACCUCUAGGGAGCACAGAGAGAUCCAUGUGCACAAAGUGCUUGUCCAACCUGCAGCAAGUGAGGAAUGCUGUGACUUCAGCCAACAAGAACAAGCCUUGCCAGAGAAGCCUCAGAGAAGCAAAUGCUCAUGGACCAUCCUAGCAGGCAUGAAAAGACUCUGUGUCUAUAGCCAAUCUGAACCUCAAUGGCAGAUAGGGAUGAGAGAACAGUUUCCUCACAAAGAAGGUGGACGCACUUGUCCCAGAAGAAGAAAGCAGCUGAGAACCAGGUGGAGUCAAAGGAGGUGAAGCUGCAGGAGGAUACAGGAAA